UGUGUUGCGUCAGACAACGACGACAAGAAAAUAUGGCUUCCAGUCAAAUGUGUGGACCAUGUACAAGAAUGGACAAAUCAGCUUCUGCCGUAAAAUUUUGCACUGAUUGCCAAGAUCCCUUAUGCACAGAUUGUGUUGCCAUUCACAAAGCAAUUAAGGCUCUCGCUUUACACCAUUUGGUCGAUGAAGAAGUUCAAACUGACAAGGCUUUUAGCAUAAGAAGAACCUGCAGUGACCAUCCAGAUAUGAGUUUAGAGUUUUACUGCUCGAAUCAUGAAAGCUUAUGCUGUCGUACAUGUUCCGUUAAUACCCAUCGCACAUGUGGCAAAAUUUUACCGAUUGAUGUUGCUGCACGUGGAAUAAAGACAUCAGUUAUGCUCAACGAUGUAUCAGCAGAUUUAAGUGCUUUAUUAAAAACUGCCAAACAAUUAGAAGAGGACAGAGCAAAAAACAAAAACAAUGCAGGAAAGGCUAUUGCGACCACUUUACAAAAAAUGGCCAAAUUUAAACAUGAAUUGAUUCAGAGGUUAGAUGAACUAGAAAAGAAAUUAAUGUCAGAAGUUGCUGUUACUGAGGCAAAUCUUAUCAAAAAGGCGGAAUCGGACAUUUCAGACAUUGAAAUCCGACGAAAGGAUAUCGAAGAUAUAUCAGAACAAUUGGAAUUUCUUACAAAUCACGGAUCAGAAAGCCAAAUAUUGAUGUUGUUGAAUACCAUAAGAGUGGAUAUUUCAAAGCAGGAGAGCGACUUUAAAAAUUUGGUCCCGUCAUACGAAUGUGUUGAUGUUGAGUUCAAGGCAUCAGGAAUAAAGACCGCACUUAACUCUCUUGGAUCGGUGGAAAUAAAAUCUGUUCCAUGUUCAAUAACACACAAACCCUCUAAACACACACAAGCUCAGAUACCACCAGAAUAUGCGAAAAUGCCAACAAAAUUCAAACUCAAAAAUGAAUUUAAAGUAUCUUGUUUUGAUGGGAGAAUAGGAAACAUGAUUGUAACGAAUGAUGAUAGGCUGCUGUUAUGUUAUAUGGGAGACAAGAGUAAAGCAUUGUCGAUAUGGUCAGGGGCAGGAGACCACAUUAAGGACUGUAAACUGGCUACUCCUGCAUGGGGUAUAGCUAUAAUACCAGGAACAAAUGAAGCAGUUGUAACAUUACCAUCUAUCAAUUCGAUUCAGUUUGUUAACAUAACCAGUAUGGUACCAGGUACAGUAAUGAAGGUUCAUGGGCAGUCCUUUGGAAUCACAAUUGUAAAGAACAUGAUAGUAUUAGGUGGGAGGGGAAGGGUUUAUUUCCUCAGUAUGACAGGAAGUCUCUUGAACUUAUUCAAUGUCGGUAGUAGUAAUUUGACUUCAUUGAAGGCAAAUAAGAUGGAUAUGAUUUAUUGCUGUGACCUAAAUAAUGAUACACUCCAUUGCAUUGAUAUCAAAGGAACUGUUUUUUUCUCAUAUAAAUCUCCUGAUGUUAUUGGACAAGACAUUGCAUUGGAUGGUAAAGAAAAUAUAUAUGUGACAAUCUGUACAUCAAACAAAUUGCAUCGUCUGUCACCAGAUGGAAAACUCCUUGACGUCCUUCUGAAGGCUGAAGAUAGAUUGAAUGAACCGUUUGGAACUGCCUUCAACAAGAACUAUACCAAACUAUACAUAGUAAACGGACCUCGUCGUGAAAAUAAACAUAUAUCGAUAUUUGAGUGUGCUUAGAAACAGCAUAUAACUCUCUUACAUCACUAGUUAUUCAUACCCUGUCAUGAUCCUGAAAGCCAAUGUUGACUUUUGUAUAUAUGUUCUGUUUCCUUGUUCGAAAUGUUUAUGCUGAUUUAAAUGAAACUAAAAGGACAGCAUACUGUACAAGAAUGUAUUGCAUUUUAUUAUAUUACCACAAAUCCACUCAUUAAAGCAUUGAUGUAAAGAAAUAAUACAUAAGAAAAUAAUAACUUAACAUGAAUUGGUUACGUUAUUUUAC
Messenger RNA from Mytilus californianus (California mussel), 1956 nucleotides. RefSeq lists its product as uncharacterized. The record is from RefSeq and is a predicted model, not a curated record. The transcript is spliced from 2 exons. Gene Ontology annotation, cellular component: nucleoplasm; chromatin. Gene Ontology annotation, biological process: positive regulation of DNA-templated transcription. Lineage: Eukaryota; Metazoa; Mollusca; Bivalvia; Mytilida; Mytilidae. Gene Ontology annotation, molecular function: ubiquitin-protein transferase activity; zinc ion binding. The coding region runs from base 33 to 1694 and encodes 553 amino acids.